AUGAAGACCAAGGCGAAAAAGAAAGAAAUCCUGGAGAAGAAAAAAAAGGAAAACAAGAAAUUUCUACGGUUUGUUAAGACGAACCAAAAAUAUGAAAAAUUUCAAAAAGCAAUUUUGAACGGAAAGGGAUCCAAGCUAAACCAUAACAAUAAAAAACCAACACAAAAAAUUAAAAUUAAGAGCAAAGAAACUGUUCCCAUUCAUGUCAAAACAUUUGAUAACAUCAUUGAACCCAACACAUUUUCCAAAGCAUAUGACUUCAUAUUCGACAGAGUAGUCAACGAUCACGUGAAAAAUCUCCUCUACGACACACAUAUGUUGUAUUGCAAUUUUGACUUAUCCACAAUUUACAACGUAGGGAAGGCAUACAAUUUCCCCAUCAACCUAAUUCACUCCUACUACAUGGACGUGAUCAUCCUAGUCAGCGAUGAGAGCGAGAAGUGGAGAAACAUGGUUAUAGAGAAUAAAAUCAAGAGGGUCAUUACGUAUGACAAAUUUGAAGGCAUUUACUACAAAGACGACAUGCUAAACGAGCAAAUAAGUAAAUAUGACCUGUUCAUUUUUGAUGCCACCAUACGGACCAAGAAAUAUGCGCACAUCAUUUCCAGGAUUAAGAAGAACAACAAAACGUUCACGACGUUACAAUUAGACGAAGACACAUUUGUGGACAGCGUAGACAAAGUUAUCAGGAGGACCUACACCGACCUGAAUAAAGGAUCGACACACUCUGUCCCCAUCGGGUAUCUUAGCCUAGGAAAGGAUAAGCUCUUUGACAACAUAAGGGAGACGACAAAAGGAAUGCUCCAGUUUUAUGACCAAAAAAAAAUGUCAGUCGUGUCAAUCAACUUAAGGUACGUAAACAUGACCAUCCCCGUGUACAUACACGUCUUAAAGGAUGGUGUCGCGUCGGACUACUGA
Messenger RNA from Plasmodium cynomolgi strain B, 918 nucleotides. RefSeq lists its product as hypothetical. Bases 1 to 918 code for a protein of 305 amino acids. The record is from RefSeq and is a predicted model, not a curated record. Lineage: Eukaryota; Apicomplexa; Aconoidasida; Haemosporida; Plasmodiidae. The transcript has 6 exons.